CAGGAAAUUAAUCAGUUUUCAUCAUGGCGGCAGGACCAUACAAUUAUUCUUAUAUUUUUAAGUACAUUAUCAUUGGUGAUAUGGGAGUUGGGAAAUCAUGUCUCCUGCAUCAGUUUACAGAAAAAAAAUUUAUGGCAGAUUGUCCACACACAAUUGGAGUAGAAUUUGGAACUAGAAUCAUAGAAGUCUCAGGACAAAAAAUUAAACUUCAAAUAUGGGAUACUGCUGGACAAGAAAGGUUUAGGGCUGUUACACGGAGUUACUAUCGAGGUGCUGCUGGUGCAUUGAUGGUCUAUGACAUUACAAGAAGAAGUACAUAUAAUCAUUUAAGUAGCUGGUUAACAGAUGCAAGAAAUCUAACCAAUCCUAAUACAGUUAUAUUUUUGAUCGGCAAUAAAUCAGAUUUAGAAGCACAGAGAGAUGUUACAUAUGAAGAAGCUAAACAAUUUGCAGAUGAAAAUGGUCUAAUGUUUUUAGAAGCCAGUGCAAAAACUGGUGAUAAUGUGGAAGAUGCUUUUUUGGAAACUGCUAGAAAAAUUUACCAAAAUAUUCAAGAUGGAAGUUUGGAUUUAAAUGCUGCCGAGUCGGGUGUUCAACAUAAACCAUCAACAGGUGGUAGACCUAAUCCACUUAACACAGACCAACAACCAAGUAAUGAAGGAUGUCGAUGUUAACAUGACUUUUGAACACUGUACAAUACAAUCUUAUAAACAUAGUCUAUAAAAUAGCCAACCUAACUAGGAACCAACCAUCAGCCAGCCAGCCAGCCAGCCAACCAUCAGCCAGCCAGAAGACGAACACCUAAGCAAUGCGUGCCUAUCCUGUAAACAGUGCUUAUCGGCAGUUAAAAGACCUACUAGCGUAACCAUGGUGUCUUAAGCAUUGACACUGAUGUGACUUGAGUUAGCUUCACAAUUGUGCUUUACCCUAUAUCUUGCACUGCGUUUUUUGAAGCACAAACGGUAGGCACAUGUAUUGGCUGGGUUAUCAAAGUUACAGUAUUAUCUCUAUUAGAAGUGCACAUGAAAAUUGUCAAGGUAUGGGCGGAUGAAAGACAAUUCAAUUCUUUUUUGCAAUAUCCACUAAAGAUAUGACAAUUUCAUUGUACAGCCACUUCUGCUAGAGACAAUACAGUGAAGAAAUCAUGUCAGUCAUGCUGACCACGUAUUGUAUAGUCAGUUGCACGGUUGGUACCAAAUUGUCUGGCAACUGGUUGGGUAUCUGAUAUUAUAGAAUCCAGAUGAAAGUUUUUUUUUAUUAUAUUUGCAGUAAUUGUAAGCAAAAUACAAAUGUAUUCAUGUGGGUUCAACAUCUUACUUGAUGCAUCCAUUUAAUAUUUGCAGAAAUCCACAGUGAAUAGAGGGGGGGGGGGGGGUCAGGGUGAUUCCUACCGUAAUAGAAACUCCACACUUUGUAAGACCAGUGACCAGAAUUUUGGAAAUUAUUUUUAUUUUACUUAUUUUAUGUUUCAUUGACCAGUUUUACGUAUCAGUUGACAAUUGCAUGAUAAGGUGUAUUUAAUAAUAAUAACAAUAUUUAUAAUUGU
This is a messenger RNA of Saccoglossus kowalevskii, 1546 nucleotides long. Its product is annotated as ras-related protein Rab-14. Gene Ontology annotation, cellular component: phagocytic vesicle; recycling endosome; trans-Golgi network. Gene Ontology annotation, biological process: defense response to bacterium; endocytic recycling; phagosome maturation. NCBI's taxonomy places the organism in Eukaryota, Metazoa, Hemichordata, Enteropneusta, Harrimaniidae. Gene Ontology annotation, molecular function: GTPase activity; GTP binding. The record is from RefSeq and is a predicted model, not a curated record.